GCCUACUAGGUGCUAGAUCCUGUUCUAGGUGCUGAGUGCUCCAUGGUGAGCAAUACUGACUAAAUACUUUAAUAGUUUACUUUCUAUUAAAUUACAGGAGGCAAACAAUAAGCAAAUUAAUGAUGGCAUACAAAAAUAUAGAAUUAGGUAUUCCUCAAAGAAUUAAAAUGGGGUGGUAUGACAACUGAUGGGGUCAGUUUUUUCUAAUCAUUUAAAAUUUUCAUUUCCUUUCAUAGGUAAUGAUAUUUCAAUAGCUACUAGAUUCAAAAGUUAAAAAGCAGGAACGUUCCCUCUCAUUCUUGUACCCAUCUACCCAUUUCCCCUUCCUGGUGGCAACCUCUUUCACUAAUUUCUUGUAUGUCCUAGAGAUUUGUAUGUGUAUCCUGUAUACCUGUGUGAUACUUUAUGAUCGGGGCUCAUUUAAUAGGAAUUUGAGUUCUUUCUGAUCUUUGCUAUUAAGUAAGUAUAAUUUACACACAAGAAAACGAAUAUUUGUUUAUCUGCUUGGUUGGUUGUAGGAACUUUUGUUGUUCAAGGAGGCCAGGGAGACACAUACUGCCAUUACUGUAGGGUAGUAUCCGGUAGGCUACAUUGGAGUUGAACUUAGCAGCAGAGCAUGUGUGAUUUCUAAAUCUUGUUAUCCUACAAAGUGUGCUUAGGCUGGAUGGAAUUAGACUGGAUUCACUAAGGCUAAUAUUGUAGUAAAUAGUGACCUCAUUCCUGUAACAUCCCGUAACUGGCAAGGACCUUCCAAAGCCAUUGUGCAACAGUGUAAAUUCCUUGGCAAAAGGAGUGGCUUUGUUAGGAAGGGGGCACCUCCAGACCUCAGCUGCUGGUCGCAGACAAUUCCUUUUUGAGGAAAUUCACACCUGCUGGGCCAGUGCAUUGCCAAGUCACAGGAAUGGGGAAUAAACGAGCCUCCAAAGCUACACCUGUAAUACUACUGCAUUACUGAAGGAAGGAGAAAGGAAAGAGGGUGAAGUGUGAUCAUGAGGCUCCAUCUGCUGGUGCUGGACUCUUAGUGUUAGACUUUUAAGAAGACAUGUUCAGCAUCUUUUUUCUCAUUUCUUCCACUUAGUCUUUCCUCAUGUGAUGUUUUAAAGAAAAAUUCUUAGUGCAUUUCCCUCUUAAUCUCCAUUGCAUACUGCAAAAAUGCUAUUCCAAAGAUGACGAUCUUGGAUGGAAUGGCGUAAGAUAGUUUCUUUGAGAGCCCUCACCUUUUCUUUGUCUUCAUAAACCAUUCUGACUUUGCUCUUUUGGAAAUUAGCAGUAAUGUAAUAAUAGGCAUAUUUAAUCCUCUUAGCGUUAUGAUGUAGUGCCCAAGAUUAACACAGCCAGUCAUUAAAGUGUUAAAAACAGAUUUUAUUUAGUAACUACUGACAGUAGGGGAAAGAGCUGAGCUUUAUUCUGAUUUGUGCAGAAGUGAUUUGGGUGUUUUAAAGGGAGAAUGGGGAGGUGGCUAGAGGGCGGCUCUGUUGAGUCAGGGGUGAAAAUUACAAAGGAUUGGUCAGCGCAUACUAGCUGCUAGCUGGCAGUUACCAGAGUUAAAAAGUUUCCGAAGUUUCUAUCCUGCCAUGGAAACAGGCUGGAUCCUUCCUGAUUAUUACUUUUCAAGGGAAUGGCUCUGAAAUCCUUGAGAGAGAUACUUCUGAGUUGCAAGAGAUACCUGUUCACAACUGUGAGCCCCUUUUGGUACUACUCCAAGGAAAGGAGAUCAGGGGCCUAUAGUUAGGUGCUGCUAGAACAAUAGUAGUAAACAACAGUAGUAAAAUUUCCUGGCAGCAUUUUGAGUUUUCUCAGGCAGGCAUUUUAAUAAUGAGCUAGGGUCAUUCUAGGGGCAUAGCUUUAUGCUCCCAGAAGCCAUGCUAGACUUCGGUCAAGAUUUUUAGUGCAGGGUUUGGAUGGAGUUAAUGUGCCAAGAAUAGACACUAUUCCUAUUUUAUAGGUGAGGAAACCUAAGCACAGAAAUAAGUAAUUAACUAAGUUAACUAAAUAAGUAAUUCACAAAGGAUCAUACAGCCAGUAAGUGGUAGAGCUGAGAUUUGAACCUAGAACCGGAACCUUAAAUACUGUCUUAUACUGUCUCAUAGCAAUGAAGGAGGUUCUGGAUAAACAAAGAAAAAUCUAAUUUAAUCCUUGUUCUCAACACAUAGUCCAUUGAAAAGGUAUGAAUAUUAGAGCAAAUAAUUGUAAUUAGUUCAGUAUAAAAAAAUGUCCAUUCAGCUAUCCCCUUUCUGUCAAGUGAUGAUACCUAAAACUUUCUCUAUCCUCUUCUCCUCUUCUUUUCAUGUUGUCAUCUGCCAGCCAGAUGUUGGAACGCUAUCUCACCAGUUCCUCAAGUGUGUUAUAUCCUAAAUCUGACUCAUUACCUCUCUUACUGAGCAGCUCCUCCUGACCUUUUGACUUUCUCUGUUCGAAAUGACAUCACGAGUCUCUCAGUCACUCAGGCUCCGUCCUGUUAUAUUGCCAUGGACAGCAACCAUCAGAGUAAUUACAAACUCAGUAAAAGUGAGAAGAAGUUCUUAAGAAAGCAGAUUAAAGCCAGGCAUAUGUUGCUGAGACAUGAAGGCAUUGAGACAGUAUCCUGUGCCACUGAGAGCCUGGUUGUUGCCAAUGGUGGUCUGGGUAAUGGUGUGAGCAGGACCCGGCUGCUCCUGGUCUUAGAGACGUGUGGAGUGGUGGACACUCUCCUGAUGCCACCUGCAAAGCCCUACUCGUUUGUAAGAUACAAAACUACAGAAGAAUCCGAGAAAGCCUGUGUUACCCUUAAUGGAAAAGAAAUAAUGAAUGAUUUAGGACAAAAGAUCAUUCUGUACUUGAAUUUUGUGGAAAAAGUACAGUGGAAAGAGUUGAGUCAUCAAGCCUUACCUCCAGGCCUCAUGGUAGUAGAAGAAAUUGUUUCUUCUGAUGAUGAAAAAAUGCUUUUGGAAAGCAUUAACUGGUCAGAAGAUACAGACUAUCAAAAUGGUCUUCCUGACAUUUGGGAUAGCAUUUUGGAAAAGUGGUUGAACGAAGGUUUCAUUAAACAUAAACCUGAUCAGUUGACCAUCAACCAGUAUGAGCCUGGGCAUGGAAUUCCUGCUCACAUUGACACACAUUCUGCUUUUGAGGAUGAAAUCAUUUCUCUCAGUCUGGGGUCAGAGAUUGUCAUGGAUUUUAAGCACCCAGAUGGUGUCACAGUGCCAGUUAUGUUGCCUCGUCGGAGUUUGAUGGUGAUGACAGGAGAAUCUAGAUACCUUUGGACCCAUGGAAUCACACCCAGGAAAUUUGAUACUGUUCAGGCAUCCAGGGGGCACAAAAGUGGAAUUAUCACCAGUGAUGCUGGAGACUUAACUUUAAGCAGGAGGGGAGUACGGACGUCAUUUACAUUUAGGAAAGUAAGGCAAACACCUUGUAACUGUGGUUACUCUUUGGUCUGUGACAGCCAGAUGAAAGAGACUCCCCCAUCAUUUCCAGAGAGUAAUAAAGAAGCCUCACAACUGGAGCAAGAAUAUGUCCAUCGAGUUUACGAGGAGAUUGCUGGACACUUCAGCAGCACGAGACAUACCCCUUGGCCACAUGUUGUGGAGUUUUUGAAAGCCUUGCCGAGUGGUUCCCUAGUGGCUGAUAUUGGUUGUGGAAAUGGAAAGUAUCUUGGCAUCAAUGAGAAACUGUGUAUGAUUGGUUGUGAUCGUAGCCAAAAGCUUGUAGAGAUUUGUAGGGAGAGGCGGUUCCAGGCCUUUGUCUGCGAUGCGCUGGCAGUACCGAUCCGCAGUGGGUCUUGUGAUGCCUGCAUCUCCAUUGCUGUUAUUCACCAUUUUGCAACAGCAGAGCGUAGAGUGGCAGCUCUCCAAGAACUUGUUCGACUCCUGAGACCUGGUGGGAAGGCACUCAUUUAUGUCUGGGCAAUGGAACAAGAAUAUGAUAAGAAAAAGUCUAAGUAUCUUAGAGAAAACAGAAUUAGCCAAGGAAAGAAAAAAGCAAUCAACAGUGGUACAUCAGUGCAAGAGUUGCGUGUAGAGCAAAUGCCUAAUGUGGACAGUCAAGAUCCAGCAUGUUCUGUCCCCUCCAUUAGUGACUUUCAGGAGGGAGCAUGUAAUUCAAGGAAAGUUACUAAUUCCAAGCUGCCUAUUCACACUAACAGGACUUCUUUUCAUUCCCAAGACUUACUGGUUCCCUGGCACCUUAAGGGAAACCCUGGUAAAGACAAACCUCUUGAGCCAUCUGGUCUGGGGGCAGCUCGUGACCCGAGCGCUGUGUUUCAUCGUUACUACCACGUGUUCAGUGGGGGGGAAUUGGAAGCUGCCUGCCGGGCUUUGACUGACGUGAGCGUGCUGCAGAGCUGCUAUGAUCAGGGAAACUGGUGUGUGAUGCUUCAAAAGGUCUGAGUAUCUCUAUGAACAUGUAUACAGGGAAGAAAUGAUCGCUUUUUUUUUUUUUAAACAAAGGAAAAUGUCUUUUUAGUUAAAGAGAAAACUUGUGGAAAAUUACCAAAGGAGAGUGCCCAAGAGAAAUUUGGAAGUAGAGAUCAGUUAAGAAACAUUUAGUAUAUACUCUGGCUGGCCCUAUUAUGACCCUAAAUGUGGGCUUCGCUUAU
Molecule: messenger RNA, 4576 nt
Organism: Manis javanica (Malayan pangolin)
Lineage: Eukaryota; Metazoa; Chordata; Mammalia; Pholidota; Manidae
Source: RefSeq, a predicted model, not a curated record